Molecule: messenger RNA, 319 nt
Organism: Phaethon lepturus (White-tailed tropicbird)
Lineage: Eukaryota; Metazoa; Chordata; Aves; Phaethontiformes; Phaethontidae
Product: RISC-loading complex subunit TARBP2-like
Exons: 3
Source: RefSeq, a predicted model, not a curated record
GGGCACCCCCCUGGAGAUGAAGACGCCCGUGUCACCCCCCCAGUCAGAGUGUAACCCCGUGGGGGCUCUGCAGGAGCUGGUGGUGCAGAAGGGCUGGCGCCUGCCCGAAUACACGGUGACGCAGGAGUCGGGGCCGGCGCAUCGCAAGGAGUUCACCAUGACCUGCCGCGUGGAACGCUUCGUGGAGAUCGGCAGCGGCACCUCCAAGAAGCUGGCGAAGAGAAACGCGGCCGCCAAGAUGCUGGUGCGGAUCCACAACGUCCCCAUGGAGCCGCGCGAGGGCAGCGAGGCCGAGGUGGAGGAGGACCAGUUCUCCAUG